Messenger RNA from Nymphaea colorata (pocket water lily), 3300 nucleotides. Its product is annotated as ABC transporter G family member 21-like. Gene Ontology annotation, cellular component: membrane. Lineage: Eukaryota; Viridiplantae; Streptophyta; Magnoliopsida; Nymphaeales; Nymphaeaceae. Gene Ontology annotation, molecular function: ATP hydrolysis activity; ATP binding; ABC-type transporter activity. The transcript has 5 exons. Bases 674 to 2869 code for a protein of 731 amino acids. The record is from RefSeq and is a predicted model, not a curated record.
GAGGAGACGUGUAAAUGAUCUGCAGGCCCAAGGAAGAUCAGGUACUAGUUGCAGCACAGCAAUUCCCCGUUCUCAUUCUCUCUCGACCAUUAUAAAUCCUAGAGUGUUAGCUGCAUCACCUUCAUGGUGGUCAUAGCUAUUCUUGGAGAUAUCUGCGGCAACCAUAUGCAUUCACCAGAUUCUAUAUAGCUAUUCUCGCCUUCCUAUAUUGACUGCAGGUGCGUACAUCAUCAUCAUCGUCUGCGGCACGGUUUGGCGCUUCACAGCACCACCGUGACACCACUAUGGUCGUCGAGAUAAAAAGCACCAGAAAGAAAAGCGAUUGGUCUAAGUAGGUCAGGCAAGGCCUGCACUUCGUGUCACGUUCACAAUCCAUGCAUUGAAGAAGUUGGUUCCACAUAGGACCAAUUCCUCUGUAACAGCAGCCAUGGCGAUCUCCCUUUCCAUGUGAUUGUCCUCGUGUCCCGCGUCCUUCACUGCCAACACACCACAAAUCACACCCUCCAUUCGCAAUCCCUUUUUUCUUCGCUUUUUGAACUGCCCUUUCCUUUUUCUAAUAACCCAGGUUCUGCCUUAUCAUCCUGUCAUUAAGAAGCUCAACGCUUCGGGGCGACCUACUCCCCAUCCUCUUUGCCUUGCCCAUUUUCCUCGUCUACUUCUUAUCUCUGCUACAAUGAUGGCUCCUGAGAAUCGUUCAGAGCAACAUGAUGUGAUCGGCGGAGUGGCCAGUCAUCCUGCUCUUGUUGCCGCUGCUGCUGCUGCUAAAAGGUCUCCUGAAGAUGUCAGCACCGUCUGUGACGAGUCUGAUUGCUACGGCCAUCCUUUCUCCAUUGAAUAUUUGAACCCUUCUCUUCCUUCUCCUCCUCCCCCUCCUCUUCCUGCUGCUUCUGCUCAAGUUCAACUGCAAUCACCCCUACAACCACAGCAUCAGAAUUCGUUUUCGAAUGUCUCUCACCCUCUUGUUCUAUCUAAGCCUCUACGUACUAUCACGCUCAAGUUCGAAGAUGUGGAAUAUAAGAUCAAGGUCGGUUCAGCUGAGAGUGGCGGCUCCUGCUUGCCUGAGAAACCCACUAUCCUGAGGAGCACCCCUGCAGAAAAGACCAUCAUUGAAGGGAUAACAGGGGUGGUCAGACCAGGAGAGAUGCUAGCAAUGUUGGGUCCUUCUGGAAGUGGGAAGACUACCCUUCUCACCGCCUUAGCAGGGAGGCAGCAGGGGAAGGCCUCUGGCAGCAUCACCUACAAUGGGCAGCCUUUCUCUGCUUCCGUCAAGAGGAUGACGGGCUUCGUAAGCCAGGACGAUGUGAUGUAUCCUCACCUCACCGUCAUGGAGACCCUCGUCUUUUCUGCCCUGCUGAGGCUCCCCAACACACUGAGCAAGGAGCAGAGGAUGGAGCAAGCGGAGCACGUGAUGCAAGAACUGGGCUUGAGCAAGUGCAGGAACAGCAUCAUUGGGGGCGCUUUGGUGAGGGGCGUCUCUGGUGGUGAACGCAAGAGGGUGAGCAUAGGACAGGAGAUGCUUAUCAACCCCAGCCUACUGCUUUUGGAUGAGCCCACCUCGGGCAUGGACUCCACAACAGCCCUGAGGAUCGUGGCCACGUUGCAAGGUCUAGCACGAGGGGGCCGGACGGUGGUGACCACCAUUCACCAGCCGUCCAGCAGGUUGUUCCAUAUGUUCGACAGGAUUCUACUGCUGUCUGAAGGCAAAUGCAUCUAUGGUGGCAAGGCAUCUGAGGCGAUGGGAUAUUUCUCUUCCCUUGGAUUUGCUCCAUCUGUUGCCAUGAAUCCUGCUGAUUUCUUGCUUGAUCUUGCAAACGGUGGGGUGCCGGAGUUGAAGACUGGAAGUCUCCUUGAGCCGCCUGACCACAAUUCAUGUUCUGCUAUUAAGCAGUCACUUGUCCUGUCAUACAACACGAACCUAGCCCCUGCCAUGAAAGCAGAGCUCCUCUACAAUGACUAUUGCUGGGACCAACAUAACUCUUCUACUGCGCCUACGAAGCAAGAGAAAUCUGUUCCCCAUUUUCCGUCCUCGCGCCAUGGUGAGGAGAAUCAUUGGAACACAGGUUGGUGGGAGCAAUUCAAUGUGUUGCUGACGAGAAGCUUGAAGGAGAGGAAGCAAGAGUCUUUCUCGGGUCUCAGGAUAUUCCAGGUCGUGUCUGUCUCGAUACUCUGCGGUCUCAUGUGGUGGCAUUCCAAAGUUUCCAACAUCCAAGAUCAGGUGGGCUUGCUCUUCUUCUUCUCCAUCUUCUGGGGCUUCUUCCCACUCUUCAAUGCAGUGUUCACCUUCCCACAGGAGAGGCCCAUGCUGGUGAAAGAGCGUCAUUCCAGGAUGUAUCGUCUCUCUUCCUAUUUUGUGGCCAGGAUGGUCGGUGAUCUGCCCAUGGAGCUGGUCCUCCCCACCCUGUUCGUGACCAUAUCCUACUGGAUGGGAGGCCUCAAGCCAAGCGUGCCAACCUUCGUUUUCACCCUCCUUGUCAUCCUCUUCAGCGUUCUGGUGUCUCAGGGCGUAGGCCUAGCUCUCGGCGCCGUGCUCAUGGAUGUCAAGCAAGGGGCAACCUUGGCCUCAGUUUUAAUGCUCACCUUCCUCCUUGCUGGUGGCUACUACGUUCAGCACGUUCCUCUCUUCAUGUCUUGGCUCAAGUACUUCUCCUUUAGCUACUACUGCUACAAGCUACUGCUUGGUGUUCAAUACUCAGAUCAGGACUACUAUGUCUGUGGUGAGGGCGCUCUGUGCAGGGUUGCAGACUACCCUGCAGUAAAGCAUGUGGGGCUCGACCACAAGGGGUUUGAUUUGGCUGCAUUAGCUAUUAUGCUUGUAGGCUACAGGUUGGUCGCUUAUGCUGCUCUGAGAAUGGGCAGGGCAGGACGUUAACAGUAUAGUUGUUUUUUUCUCUUUUCUUUCAUUAUCUUCACUUGGAAGAAUGUGGAAGAUUGUAUAUAUGAUAGUCUGAAACUUUACUGUGGCUGGAGAAGAGAUGGGGAGCGCGUAGUGGGAGAGGCGGCAGUUCAUGGUGGCCACCUGGAACUCAAAAUCAGGGAUUGCUCCAGAUGCAGAGUCUAUCAACAUGGCAGCUUGAUCGUACAAACCCUGGUCUAGGUGAUGGAAAGAGACUGGUCAGAACUAGGUGGUCAGAUAAAAGGCACAGUCCAGAAGAAGAACCGUAACGAUCCAAUAUUGUAUUUUCAAUUUUUGUUGUUUACUGUUGUAACAUUCCUCGAUUUUGGUAACUGUAUAGUACGAGAUAUUGUCAUGCGUAAUGUAUUAUUUGCAUGGAUUAAUAUGAAGAUAUACUUUUUUUUUAA